Messenger RNA from Oncorhynchus nerka (sockeye salmon), 2829 nucleotides. RefSeq names its product heat shock 70 kDa protein-like. NCBI's taxonomy places the organism in Eukaryota, Metazoa, Chordata, Actinopteri, Salmoniformes, Salmonidae. Bases 223 to 2157 code for a protein of 644 amino acids. Gene Ontology annotation, molecular function: ubiquitin protein ligase binding; ATP binding; ATP-dependent protein folding chaperone. Gene Ontology annotation, cellular component: plasma membrane; nucleus; cytosol. The record is from RefSeq and is a predicted model, not a curated record. The transcript is spliced from 3 exons.
UACAUGGCCGAGGGGGACCAGUUGUACCAGAAAGGAGAGUAUGUCAAAGCCAUUGAAAGCUACUCAACGGCAAUGGGGAUGGUAUAUAUUCUGGUGAAGUACAUUCAGAUUCAAUCAUCGACCCAACGAGAAUACUAAAGGGAAAAGAAAGCAAGAAAAGAGAAGAGCCACGUUCGAAAGACCUCUACAUUCAUAAACUGCAACUAACUCCAAACCAUCAAGAUGUCAUCAGCUAAAGGCCCGUCUAUCGGCAUUGACCUGGGCACUACCUACUCCUGUGUGGGGGUGUUCCAGCAUGGCAAAGUGGAAAUCAUCGCCAACGACCAGGGCAACAGGACCACGCCCAGCUAUGUGGCCUUCACAGACACUGAGAGACUCAUCGGAGACGCAGCAAAGAACCAGGUGGCCAUGAACCCCAACAACACCGUUUUCGACGCCAAACGCCUGAUUGGCCGAAAGUUCAACGAUCAGGUUGUGCAAGCUGACAUGAAGCACUGGCCCUUCAAGGUGGUCAGCGACGGAGGAAAGCCUAAAGUUCAGGUCGAUUACAAAGGUGAGAACAAAUCCUUCAACCCAGAGGAGAUCUCCUCCAUGGUCCUGGUGAAGAUGAGGGAGAUCGCUGAGGCUUACCUGGGCCAGAAGGUGUCCAAUGCAGUCAUCACAGUCCCUGCCUACUUCAACGAUUCACAGAGACAGGCCACUAAGGACGCUGGAGUGAUCGCUGGGCUGAAUGUGCUGAGGAUCAUCAACGAGCCCACGGCGGCAGCCAUCGCUUACGGCAUGGACAAAGGCAAGUCCAGGGAACGCAACGUCCUGAUUUUUGAUCUGGGUGGGGGCACCUUCGACGUGUCCAUCCUGACCAUCGAGGAUGGGAUUUUUGAGGUGAAGGCCACAGCUGGAGACACUCACCUGGGCGGGGAGGACUUUGAUAACCGCCUGGUCAGUCACUUUGUGGAGGAGUUCAAGAGGAAACACAAGAAGGACAUCAGCCAGAACAAGCGGGCUCUGAGGAGACUGAGGACAGCCUGCGAGAGGGCCAAGAGAACGCUGUCCUCCAGCUCCCAGGCCAGCAUUGAGAUUGACUCCCUCUUUGAGGGCAUCGACUUCUACACCUCCAUCACCAGGGCUCGUUUUGAGGAGAUGUGUUCUGACCUCUUCAGGGGAACACUGGAGCCUGUGGAGAAAGCCCUCAGGGAUGCCAAGAUGGACAAGGCCCAAAUCCACGACGUCGUCCUGGUCGGAGGCUCCACCCGGAUCCCCAAGGUCCAGAAGCUCCUGCAGGACUUUUUCAACGGCCGAGAGCUAAACAAGAGCAUCAACCCAGACGAGGCGGUGGCCUAUGGCGCUGCCAUCCAGGCGGCCAUCUUAUCUGGCGACAAGUCUGAGAACGUCCAGGACCUGCUGCUGCUGGAUGUGGCUCCCCUGUCCCUGGGCAUCGAAACCGCCGGAGGUGUCAUGACCGCCUUGAUCAAACGCAACACCACCAUCCCAUCCAAACAGACCCAGACCUUCACCACUUACUCCGACAACCAGCCCGGGGUCAUGAUCCAGGUCUACGAGGGAGAGAGAGCCAUGACCAAGGACAACAACCUCCUGGGGAAGUUUGAGCUCUCUGGGAUCCCCCCUUCCCCACGAGGAGUCCCUCAGAUCGAGGUGACCUUUGACAUCGACGCCAACGGCAUUCUGAACGUAGCAGCGGUGGACAAGAGCACGGGCAAAGAGAACAAGAUCACCAUCACCAACGACAAGGGCCGGCUCAGCAAAGAGGAUAUUGAGAGGAUGGUGCAGGACGCUGACAAAUACAAAGCUGAGGAUGACGCACAGAGGGAGAAGAUGGCAGCCAAGAACUCCCUGGAGUCAUACGCCUUCAAUAUGAAGACCAGCGUGGAGGACGACAACAUGAAAGGCAAGAUCAGCGAGGAUGACAAAAAGAAAGUGAUGGACAGGUGCGACCAGACCAUUUCCUGGUUGGAGAACAACCAGCUAGGCGACAAAGAGGAGUAUGAGCAUCAGUUAAAGGAGCUGGAGAAAGUAUGCCAGCCUAUCAUUACCAAGCUAUACCAGCAGGGAGGGAUGCCCACAGGUUGCUGUGGAGAUCAGGCACGGACCAGCUCUGGUGUCAGCUCCCAAGGCCCAACCAUUGAAGAGAUUGACUAAAGUGAGGGACUUGUAUAAAGGACUUUUCAAAAUGUAUAAGUAUCACUGAAUACAAUUUGCUAUUCAGGAAAUAUUUUGUACUUGUACUUAUUUCUACUGGUUAAAAUGUUAAUGCAUAGCCUCCCGGGUGGCGCAGUGGUUAAGGGCGCUGUACUGUAGCACCAGCUGCGCCACCAGAGACUGGGUCCUUGUCUCAUCGCGCACCAGCGACUCCUGUGGCGGGUCGGGCGCAGUGCGCGCUAACCAAGGUUGCCAGGUGCACAGUGUUUCCUCCGACACAUUGGUGCGGUUGGCUUCCGGGUUGGAUGGCGCUGUGUUAAGAAGCAGUGCGGACUGGUUGGGUUGUGUAUCGGAGGACGCAUGACUUUCAACCUUCGUCUCUCCCGAGCCCGUACGGGAGUUGUAGCGAUGAGACAAGAUAGUAGCUACUAAAACAAUUGGAUACCAUGAAAUUGGGGAGAAAAAGGGGUAAAAUUAUAAAAACAAAGAAAAUGUUAAUGCAUUUUUAUGGCUCAGUGCUAUUUCGGAAGUGCUUUAUAUAUUUAUUGGUUGUACUGUAAAUAUGACAAUAUAUAAACAUACUGAAAGAUAAAAGAAAACACACUGAUGUAAAUCUGUUGUUUCAUACCAUAUUUCAUUGCUGGACAUUGCAAAUAAAAUGUAUUGAAAUAA